Messenger RNA from Podospora pseudocomata, 1531 nucleotides. RefSeq names its product copper transpport protein (gene CTR2). The record is from RefSeq and is a predicted model, not a curated record. NCBI's taxonomy places the organism in Eukaryota, Fungi, Ascomycota, Sordariomycetes, Sordariales, Podosporaceae. Gene Ontology annotation, biological process: copper ion transmembrane transport. Gene Ontology annotation, molecular function: copper ion transmembrane transporter activity. The transcript has 4 exons. Gene Ontology annotation, cellular component: plasma membrane. Bases 377 to 958 code for a protein of 193 amino acids.
GGUGUACAGCGUCACAACUGUAAAGCCUGUAUGUUUGAUGAUGAUCUUAGUUCUUGAGAUUUUAGAAAUAUGUCUCCAUUCCCAAAUUCCCUCUGUCAUCAACCCAGACCAACCCCGCCAUCAAUCCUUUCCAAGCUCCUGCCCCGCGCCCCCGAGACAAUGCCGAGUCGCCCUUCCCCAGAGCUGAUUAUCAAAAGUGGGGCCCCCGUGCAUGGAUCCACGGACCCCUGUUCGCGUCUCGUUCCCAACGUUGGGACAGAUUUCAUGCGCAACUUGAACCCCGAAUGAGAACUUCUUCACCAUAAUCUCAGUUCCUCACUUCUCUCUCACGAUUCUCAUUUGUUCUGUCUUUUUCACUCACAAAGUAAACGCGAAAAUGGAUCACUCUCACCACGACCAUUCCCAUCAUGAAAUGAUGGACCACUCGGCUCACAUGGGCCACGGUGAUCACGGCGGUGAUGGCCAAAACAUGUGCAACAUGAACAUGCUCUUCACCUGGGACACCAACAACCUCUGCAUCGUCUUCCGCCAAUGGCACAUCUCCUCCAACUUUUCCCUCUUCGUCUCCCUCCUCGCCAUCGUCGCCCUCGGCGCCGGCUACGAAGCCCUCCGUGAAGCCAUCCGUCGCUAUGAAGCCGCAGUCACCAGACGGGCCAACUCCGUCCCUCGAGAAAUCGAGUCUCGAUAUCAAGACGAGGAAGAUCAUGAACAAGAUGCUGAGACAGCCCCCUUCUUUGGCGCUGUGAUUACAGGCCAGAACAGAGACGAGGUUACCAAGCGCGCGCACAUCAUGAAGAGUGUCUUGUAUGCGGUACAGAACUUUUAUGCUUUUAUGAUCAUGCUCAUCUUCAUGACUUACAACGGCUGGGUCAUGCUCGCCUGCUCCUUUGGCGCCGGCCUCGGAUACCUCUUGUUUGGCGGCCAGACCACCGUAGCAAAGGAGACAGCCUGCCAUUAACGAUUUCUACUGUGUAAUCUAGUCUCAUGUGAUCUACCUGUCUCACGCCCAAAAGAAUAGACCAUUUCAUGAUUCAUACCCAAAACAAUCAUCUCACAUCUUACUGCCUUCCUCCUUCUUGGUCAUAAUCUCCCCCGCCUUCUUCACAUCCUCUUUGGUGACUGUACUCCCCCGUCUCUUCUUCUCCCCCAGCCUCCCCAACCUUUCCAAUCCCUCAAUGAUCCUCUCAUCUCCAAAAUGACUGUUAUGCUCAAACUCUGGCUUCUCCCCAUACGCAAUCGUGGCCGCAUCCACCAGAAUCCGAGCGGUCAUCCCCCAGACUUUGUACCGCUUUUCCUCUUCAACUGGCUCCUCAUCAGGGCUGUGAUCUUCAGCCAGUGAUGCCAAACCCCCCUCACGAAUUUUAGGUUUAGUAACCCUCUGGUUAGUGACCGGGACAUAAAAAAAGUGCAUCCGCCAGGGCUCCUCGUGCCAUUCCGUCCAGGAGCCAUUAUACCACUCCCCUUCUACCUUUUCGUGACCAGGUUCAUCGGUUGACCUGAGGAAGUUGUGAAACGGGGCGGAGAACACGGC